AUGAUCAAUUUUGGACCAAGCGAUUUGUUGGAUAUUAGAAAGGGAAAGUUGGCUGCUGUGGCGGCUUUUGUGAGCUAUCCGGCAUCCCCACCCCGGAGGAAAAGGGGGGUCUUAUCCUGGGUGAACAAGCGUUCAAAAAUAAUACUCGAGCAACUGGAGAGGUUGCGUACCAGCCUCUCUGCCAAAUCGCCUGCGAAGCAAGAUUUCUACCUGGCACAGGCGGAGAAGGAAAUACCCUUGGCAGGGAUCUCCCGAUUCACGUUUGAUUGGAACGUUCCGCGUGAUGAGGAUUCUGCUUGGAACUCGGUGGUGAUCGAAGUGAUGGGAAAGAAAUCGGUGGAAUGGCUGAGACGAACUAUGAAGAUAAGUGAAGAGGAGGAAGCACAAGCGGCUGCAAUCAUCAAGCGCUGGCUCCAAACUAAAUCUCGAGAGAUUCAACAGUACGGAGAAAUGGAUAUAACCGAGUACAACAAGAUCAAAUCGAAAAAAUCAACAAAGGCUCUAUACAUGAGAUGGCGCAAAAAAAUCAAGGAAGAGAGAUGUAGGGUGGCGGAUCAGAUCUUCAAAGGAAUUCCACAAUUAGCUGUUGUACUCGAGGAUAAGGACUGUCAUUCUGAUAUUGAAGACGCACAGGAGGGAGUUAAUCCUGUCCGGGUAUUUCCUGGGUACCGUAGUAUUCAUCUCACCAAUAUACUCCAUAAUCUCGAUCGAAUGGUCCAGGCGCAGACCACCCAUCACAAGAAAAUCGAGACGAACAAGAAGAUGUAUGCGCGUUCGGCAAGCAACCACGCACCAACUGUAGGAGGAGCUAUUGGGGUUGCGCGCGACUGGCCAAUUGAUUGCUACGAUGAAACAUUUUGGAAAUGCUCAGCCAAUUUGAGCGUGACACUAUCUCAAAAGUACCGGCAGUCAACAUUCAACAGCUUGCGGAAACCUUGGCCGAAAUGUGCCGUCGGGGCACUAGCAGCCGUUCGAGUGGUCAACCGGACCAAGGAGUAA
This is a messenger RNA of Puccinia graminis f. sp. tritici CRL 75-36-700-3, 999 nucleotides long. RefSeq lists its product as uncharacterized. The record is from RefSeq and is a predicted model, not a curated record. The transcript has 6 exons. Lineage: Eukaryota; Fungi; Basidiomycota; Pucciniomycetes; Pucciniales; Pucciniaceae. Bases 1 to 999 code for a protein of 332 amino acids.